Molecule: messenger RNA, 2018 nt
Organism: Gamsiella multidivaricata
Lineage: Eukaryota; Fungi; Mortierellomycota; Mortierellomycetes; Mortierellales; Mortierellaceae
Exons: 3
Coding region: 237-1892 (551 amino acids)
Source: RefSeq, a predicted model, not a curated record
CUUCUCUCUUUUUUCUUCUCUUUGUCCCUUUUUUCCCGCUCAAAUUCCUUAUCCUUGCCCCUGCCCCUGCCCCUGCCCCCUAUAUUAAAGCCGUGCCUAACCCCUGCACGCCCACUGGCUUUUGUUUCUUUCUCCCCUCUCUAUUACCACACUCUCUUGUUCCUUUACCCACCCUCUCUUUCACCCCACUCUCUCUCACUUUCUCAUCCAAUCUUUUGACGACAACAGCUACAACAAUGUCCUCCCCCUCUGCAAUCCUAUGGGACGCCUUCCGCGCUGACCCCUCGACCGAGGAUCUGUUCCACGCCGACAGCCAUAUCAUCUUCCUGCCAACGGGAGCCGGUGCUGCCACCGAGAAACACAUCCGCGAGUUCUACAGGAGCGGCGGCUACUCUCACCCGAAAAGGCUUGCUGUCGAAGAAAAGGUCAUCCACCGAACGGUGGGCGAAUCUUCCGCCGUCGAUGAGGUCGAGGUCACGGUCAAGUUUGUCACCGGUACUGGUGGAUGGCUCCUCCCAGGCAUUGAACCCCAUCAUCUCGAGGACCUGACUAUUACGUUUCCUUUGGUGAUCUGUGCGUCGUUUGCAGACGACCGCAUCGCAAGCGUCCGCUACCUCUGGGACAAUGCCAGUGUGCUCAAGAUGGUCAAGUUGAUCGGCUCGCGCCACUCCUGGCCCAUCGUCGCUGAGGCCCAGAUCGAUGCACUUCGGGACCCGACCAGGUUCAGACUCAAUCCUUUUGGUAACGCAACUACCGCCACCGCUGGUUCUCGUCCUCAGUCCAAUAUCUCAAAGAUCUUUAGCUCGCCACCAACCUCUCCACCACAGAGGUCAAACACCGCGGACCAGAAGAAGGGUCACCCAGCCCUGACUUCGACCGUGUUCAGUCAUCUCAGGAACGCACCUCUGCCUGGACGCAACGCAGAUGAGGAAGACCAGAGCCACAGAAACACUCACACUUCUCUACCAAUGAGCCCCUCGUCUUCGGACGAAUCCCUCCCUGCUAGGAACGGAGCCGCGUCUCCUACGUCUCCAGGCAAGAAGGGUCACCCAGCAUUGACUUCGACAGUGUUCAGUCACCUCAAGGGAACACAGUCCCCACCUCCUUCGCAGCCUGCCCCUGCUGCUAUGAGCCGGCCCACUUCACCACCUCAGCAUGAGGAAGAGGAGCGUGGAGCCGGUUGGAGAGCCGAUUAUGUCAAGCCCAAGGGUCACCCCGCCCUUACAUCUAGCAUUUUCUCAAAGACGCCUUCUCCACAGCCAACGACCUCUCGACCACCUAGACAGGAUCAGGCAUUGCAGUCUCCACCUGCAGAGGAAGAGCGUGGUGCGGGAUGGAGGGCCGAUUACGUGAAACCCAAGGGGCAUCCAGCUCUGACAUCGACGAUCUUUUCGCAGCAACAGCCUAUGGCACAACCCACACCCGCCAGGCCGUACAAGAAGACUAGUCAUAAUAUCUUUGGUGUCCCGGCGGAGGAGCAGGACAAGACAAAGGCUGCUGAGGUUAUCCCCGUCAAUGAGGAACAAGAGCAGGAACAGGAGGUACCAGGAACCUACACGCUGGAACCCUCAGCGAUUGCAGCGGAAUUGGAGCGCAACGAACAGCAGCUCCACGAGUUGAAGAUCGACACUGCCUCUCACAACCCCUCAGUCGAUGAACUGGAGAAAAAGAUCCAGGAGCAAGAAGCCUUAAACGAGCAAGAGGAACUGGAGCAGGCCAAGAAGACUGCUGAUGCUGCUGCUGCUGCUGCAUUGGAGGUCAAGGCAACGACUUCGACUUCGACUUCCCCACGGUCCGUUAAUGCGCCCUUAUCACCCGCUUCACCCCCGCCAUCGGCGAGACGGAUCCAUCCCAAUUACAGAACCAGCUUCACCAUUGGCGGUCCCCGUUAAGGACACGAGAUCCGCGUACGUAAGAAAUAGCAAGAAUACCCUAUCCAAGCACGAUAAUUUGAGUUCCCACGAUAACAAAGAUAGCAGCAACCAACAUAGCAAUAAGAAAAAGGAAAACAAGAGCAC